GUGAAGACAUGUGAAUCAAAUGUUUAUGUUUUAGAUUGCAAUCAAUUGAACAAAUUAUCACAAAUUAUAGGCUAAUAAUUGCUUGAAAUACAUGUGAAAUGUUGUGAAACAAUGUUUGUCGUCAACAAAAGCAUUCAUUGGCACCGAUUGUCACAAUUGUAUUUGAUAAAGAGUUUCGUUAGUCUCUGUUAUCACAACGAAAUGAUUCCUUAAUUCUGUGCUGUCAUUGAAGGACAUGACAUGUAUAUCGUCUCCAAUAGAUUUCAUUCAUUAUAUAAAUUGCAUAAACUCUGCAAAACUAACAUCACUUCACACUUCGCUUCAAUUAUGAGUUCCUGUGUUUCUCUCGACUUUCUGAAUGUGAACCAAGACUUUAAGUCAUUUAAUACUCGACAGCACUCGCACUCCAUCUCCGAAGGUGUGACCACUCAUUCAAACAAUGAAAACGAAGCUUAUGACUUUAGCUAUAAAGAGGCGAUCAAAGCGUUGAAUGGUUUGCAAUCAAACGCUCAAACGAUUUCAAAUGCCAUUCAAAGAGAGAAAGGAAGCAAUUCCUGCCAUUCGUUGGAUAAAACCAUUUACUUUCUAUCGCUUUUGGACAUUAAGCCCUCAGAUCUGAAUCAAUUGAAUGUAAUCCAUGUCUCGGGAACUAAAGGGAAGGGAUCGACGUGUGCUUUCGCUGACAGUAUUCUUCGUCGAUUUGGAUACAAAACGGGAUUUUAUUCAUCGCCUCAUUUAGUGGCCGCCAGAGAGAGGAUUAGACUCAAUGGCGAACCGAUCACCAAAAAACUGUUUGCAAAGUAUUUUUGGUCCGUUUAUAAGACAAUCGAAAGACGUAAAGACGCGUCGAUAGGAAUGCCUCCGUAUUUCAAUUUCCUGACUCUUAUGGCGUUUGAAGUGUUUCUCAAAGAGAAAGUGGACGCAACUGUUCUCGAAGUAGGCAUUGGAGGACAGUAUGACUGCACUAAUGUAGUGCCCAAACCAAUUGUGACGGGCGUCUCGUCACUCGGUUUGGAUCACUGCUCUCUUUUAGGCGCAACUAUAGAGCAGAUCGCGUGGCAAAAGUCCGGUAUCUUUAAGUCAUCGGUUCCAGCGUUUACUGUUGAACAAUGCGGUGCAGCGAUGAAAGUGUUGAAGAGUAGGGCUCAAGAGUUAAGAUCUUCAUCACUACAUGUCUGCCCACUGCUAUCACUUUAUCCGCAUUCGGUUCCCAUUGAACUCGGAAUCAAAGGUUUGCUUUCAGGAGAGGUUCAGAAAUUGAACGCCUCAUUAGCUCUUCAGUUGACGAACUCAUGGCUCAACAAAAUAAACAAUAAUAAGUAUCAGAUCUCUUCGUUCAUCACAAAAGACGGCACUUUUUGCGACAUUUUCCCACUCAAUGCAAACCACAUAAACGGACUCUCAAAGUGUUGUUGGCCCGGAAGGUGUCAAAUAUUGCGCAAAAACAAUUGCAUUUACUUCUUGGACGGCGCCCACACUCACGAGUCCUUAUCUCACUGUUCAAAAUGGUUUUGCGACGAAUCGCAGAAACUUUUGACUUCAAACCGUUUGGUCCGAGUAUUGAUAUUCAACUGUACGGGCGAUCGGCCGACAGAGAGACUCAUGAGAGCGCUGGACAUUAAGUUUGAUAUCGCAAUCUUCUGUCCAAACAAAGUCGAUAACAAUAAGGACUUUACUUCGGAUAACAGCAACUUUACAGUUACCUCACAACGAGAGGCCGAGAUUUGCUCUAUUAAUGCAAAAGUUUGGUCCAAAAUCAACGAAAAGACUCUUAUUUCAAAGCAAUCGUGUAUUUCAGACGCAAUCAAAUUCAUUAACGACAAAACCCAGAAAGAAAAACCACUUCCCGUUCAUGUGUUGGUAACUGGAAGUAUGCAUUUGGUUGGAAGUGUUCUCUCAUUGAUUGAUCCCGAUUUGCAGUCAUUGAACAAUUGAGUCCACAGUAUAUUCUGCCUUUAAAUCCCAC
Molecule: messenger RNA, 1966 nt
Organism: Medioppia subpectinata
Lineage: Eukaryota; Metazoa; Arthropoda; Arachnida; Sarcoptiformes; Oppiidae
Source: the annotation of a GenBank genome assembly